Emys orbicularis (European pond turtle) is the source of this 1930-nucleotide messenger RNA. Its product is annotated as calcium release-activated calcium channel protein 1. Lineage: Eukaryota; Metazoa; Chordata; Testudines; Emydidae. The record is from RefSeq and is a predicted model, not a curated record. Gene Ontology annotation, molecular function: store-operated calcium channel activity. Bases 160 to 840 code for a protein of 226 amino acids. Gene Ontology annotation, cellular component: membrane. The transcript is spliced from 2 exons. Gene Ontology annotation, biological process: store-operated calcium entry.
CCGGCGCCGGGGGGUGCUAGGUGCAGCUGCUGGCCUGUCUCUGCAGCCGGAAGGAAAUAGCAGCAGGAGGAGGCGCCUCAGAACUUGCAGCCGGGCCAGGCGCCCUCUCUUCGCUCCUCUCCUCCCCUGCUCCGGUGCGAGCCGCCACCGCCGGAGACCAUGAGCCUGAACGAGCACUCGAUGCAGGCGCUGUCCUGGCGGAAGCUCUACCUGAGCCGGGCCAAGCUGAAAGCCUCCAGCCGCACCUCCGCGUUACUCUCAGGGUUCGCGAUGGUGGCUAUGGUGGAGGUUCAGCUAGAGCCAACACAUGUCUACCCUCCAGGUCUCUUGAUAGCUUUCAGUGCCUGUACUACUGUGCUUGUUGCUGUUCACCUCUUUGCUCUCAUGAUAAGUACCUGCAUUCUUCCAAAUAUAGAGGCUGUUAGUAAUGUGCACAAUCUCAACUCUGUAAAGGAGUCUCCGCAUGAGCGUAUGCACCGGCACAUUGAGCUCGCCUGGGCAUUUUCCACUGUCAUUGGGACUUUGCUCUUCCUUGCAGAGGUGGUGCUGCUGUGUUGGGUGAAAUUUCUUCCACUGAAGAGGCAUCCUCUUGUUUCAGCCAAUGACAACAAUUCUACUAUCACACCAGGAGAGGCAGCAGCCAUUGCCUCAACAUCUAUUAUGGUUCCUUUUGGAUUGAUUUUCAUUGUGUUUGCAGUCCACUUCUAUAGGUCACUGGUGAGCCACAAAACAGACAGGCAAUUUCAAGAAUUGAAUGAACUUGCUGAGUUUGCACGACUCCAGGAUCAGCUGGACCACAGAGGCGACACCUUGCCACCUCCUGGCAGCCAUUUUGCAUAAAACUAUAUUUUGUAUAAAAAUCCCAUUUUUUUUUCUGCCUUGCUAUGUUGACUGCUCCCUGCAUGAACUAGCUGGACUGUUGAUUUAUUUUAAAGAGAGAUUUAUAAGUACUGUGCUAAUUUCUUACAAAAAAAUACCAUGACAUCUUAGACAACUGACAUCUGAAGAGACUGAUGUUGGGGUAUGACUGCACUGAGCAUGCAUCUCUCAUCCCUCCUCUUAUCAUCUGGAUUGUUUUUUUUUAAUGUUGAAUGGUGAAUAUAUCAAUGAAUAAGAGGAAUUAAAUUUUAGGCCUCAGUAUAUGUUAGGGGUGGGAGGGAAGCCUUAUUUCUCUCUAUUUGAUGUUGGUCUUUGCUACAAAGUAUUGUUUGUCCGAUACAUGUUGCAUGGCACAAUACAAAUUACUUGGGACAUGAAGUAAUUAGCAUUUGGUUUCAGUGCUAGUGCUGUGAUCUCUAAAAGAUGAAAGGUAAAAUUGAGAGCUUUUCCACCUUCCCUUUUUCCACUAGCUCCCCCAGUUAUGUUUUUCUGCCAAGUAAUUAUUACUUUACUAAUUUCUAUAGGGCCUUUUGCCAUGGCAGCUAUAAAUUCUUACUCUCCAGAUACCCAUGACCAGUCCUAUUGCGAUGUGGUAUGAUCUGCAUCUGUAGGACUGAGGCCCUAACUUUACUCUUCUUUUGGGAAGAAAAUAUAGAAAAAAGCAAUACCUGCUUUAAUGUUCAUGGGAGCAGAUAUGUUAUCAGAAGUGAUAAAAUUGCCUGUUUUCAUUGAGGAAACAUUUUAAAAAGAAAAAAUAGAUGGAGAAACUACCACUAGAUUUUUUUUUUCUUCCUUGAAAACUUGCUAUUAAUGGCUUUUCUCUAGCAAUAACAUACACUGGUAGAGACUUAACCACAGUAGAACUACUGCUAUGGUUCCAAACCAAUGUAGCAAAUAUUUUAUACUUUUUAUAUAUUAAAUAUAUUUUUGAAUAAAUUCUCAGAUACAAAUGAUAAAAGGCGCUUUGUCUGUGUGGGAAUUCCAAGUAAUUAGCUGUACUUUGAUCUUGUUUGGUAGAAAAAUCUUCUGAUUGCUCAAUUAUUGUAUUUAA